Daldinia vernicosa is the source of this 2448-nucleotide messenger RNA. RefSeq names its product NAF1-domain-containing protein. The transcript has 2 exons. The coding region runs from base 186 to 1883 and encodes 565 amino acids. The record is from RefSeq and is a predicted model, not a curated record. Gene Ontology annotation, molecular function: RNA binding. Gene Ontology annotation, biological process: ribosome biogenesis; box H/ACA snoRNP assembly; pseudouridine synthesis. Gene Ontology annotation, cellular component: sno(s)RNA-containing ribonucleoprotein complex. NCBI's taxonomy places the organism in Eukaryota, Fungi, Ascomycota, Sordariomycetes, Xylariales, Hypoxylaceae.
CUGCAUUACCGGAACUUUAUCAAAACACGUCUCGGUUCGUAGUUUUUUUUUCUCGCGAACUUUCUACUUUGUUUAAUUAGGUUCUUCGGAUAGUUUUCAUCGAAAUCUUCAUAACUAUCUGAUUUGUGACAACAAGUUUCAGUCUUAAGGCGAUUUACGCCGUCUCAACCUAUUCAUCUACAAAAAUGUCUGGGAGUUUUGAAAUUCCUGGCCUAUCCAUCUCCAGGGUACCAGAUGACUCUCAAGUCCAAACAAGCGCUCCUAAUGAAUCUCAACCUGUGACUUCUCAACCUGCUACUGAGAUGGAUAUCGAUGCUCCUGCCCCUUCAGAGAGUCAACCAUUGCCUCAGAUUAGUGAGGCACAGAUCGAGAAGUCAGAAGAGCCGGAGAAGCCGGAGAGUUCUGAUGUUGCUAUCAAAGAUGCAGCACCUAGCCCUCCCUCCUUAACCUCAGCACUAGAGGCUCUACUUGGCGGUCUAGAUGCCCCACCACAGGAUCCGAAUGUGUCAUCUGCGCAACCCGAUGGCACAGAGCAGAAUGGACAGCCCCAAGAACAAGAGGAACAAGGUGAUCCUGAGUGGGAAGAAGAUUCUUCCCCCUACGAAUCCUCGUCUGAAUCAAGCAGUUCGGAUGAUUCGGAUGACGAGUCUGAAGAUGGGAAAAAUUAUGAGCUACUAGGCCCCGAGGAGACUGCCCGCAUUCUUAUGGAAAUGGAAGGCGGCUCAGAUGAUGAAGGAGAGGGGAAGGCGAAAGGGAAUGGUUCGGGUGCACAAGUCCGCACGAAGAACGAAUUGCCUGAAGAAGUAGUUCCUAAGCCCGAUGUCGUUAUAUCACCGGAUAUGACUAUCACCGAACUUGGCGUAAUCGAGCACAUCGUUGAGAAUACGGCUGUAGUCAAAGCAAUCACGACAGGAGAGUACCAAGUGCUCGACAGCGGCUCAGUUCUCUGCACGGAAGACCGCACUGUUAUCGCGGCGGUGGCCGAUUUAAUUGGCAACGUGAGGCAGCCACGUUAUACUGCAAGAUUUACGAACGAAGAAGAAAUCAAGUCUUAUGGCUUAGAGAUAGGGGCCAAAAUAUUCUAUCCACCUUCGCACGCGGUAUACGUCUUCACUCAACCGCUUCGGGAGCAAAAGGGCACGGAUGCAAGCAAUUGGCAUGAUGAAGAGGCUGGAGAUGACGAAAUCGAGUUUUCAGACGACGAAAAGGAGGCCGAACAUAAGAGGCAAUUGAAGGCUAAAAAGAAAGGAGGCCGCGGCGGCAAGGGCGGCGCAGGAGGGCGGGGAGGUCACACUGAGGCCUCGUCCCUCCCUCCGAUGACUGGCCUACAGUAUGACGACGACGACGAGGACGGGCCUUAUCGAAAACUUGCAAGGCCAGCGAGCUUCGCGCAGGGCCAAUCCACCGCUCCAGAAUCUGGGUAUUCAAAUCAUCACGCCAACAAUAACGGCUCAUUCCGGGGUGGUCGAGGUAGAGGCCAACGAGGACAUGGGCAUGGUCGUGGUGGGAGGGGUAAUCGCGGAGAUUCACGAGGUGGACAUUCAUUACCACCUAGACCACCACGAGGACAAGACUAUCAGCCACAAACUCAGCAAUACAACUAUUCUCCAGCACCACCUCCAGUUACUAACCCAGCAUAUCCCCCGCAGUCGCUGCCAUUCUACGGAACACCGAACAAUCAUCAACAGCCAAAUACGCAGUUUCAAUUCCCUUGGCCCCAGAACGUUCCACAAGGCUUCGUUCCACCCCCACCGCCACAGUUUACCGGGCAACAACCUGGCGCGUACUACAGCCCCGAGUUCUUUGCUGCUUUGCAAAGUCAAAUGCAGGGACAACCCAAUCAACAAAACGGCCAGUGGCCCGGACAUGGUGGUGCUGGAUAGAAUCCUAACGCUAUGUACGGCAAUAUGGGGUGGGUUCUCCCCCAUGCCUAUCCGCCUCACGAAUGGAAUAAUCAUAGGUACUAAUGGAUCCGUUGCUCCAAACGUUAGUGGACUCCCAAAAUCUGAUGAUAGUCGGGCCUAUGUUAAUAAAUUUAUAGAUACAGUCUAUAGAGCGGCGUUCCAGCCAGCAGCCUAGCCAGCAAGGCAAGGCAGACAGAGUAAAGACGGAGGCGGGUGUACAAAAAUCCCGGGGCAAGACUUACGGAAAAGGCCGAAAGGGCAGAAAAGGUCACGAUGGAAAAGAAAAUCAACGAGGUUCCUCCAUGUAGGAUAUGAGUCACGUUUCUCACCGAGCCACUUCUUAUAUGGGGCAUAUCUUGGUAGUGAGGUAUUACCGGCACAUUGAUCGUAAUUGUAAUGUCUAUACUGACAUCUGAAAUAAUAUGACAAUCAUGGAGGAUCGAGGAAUAUUGUCAUCAAAGUCAAGUCUUGAGCCAAUGGAAAUGGAAACAUUAAGGAGUGUUGAUAAUAGCCCGAUAUAGACAAAUUGGCUUAACUACCUAUG